This is a messenger RNA of Umbelopsis ramanniana AG, 327 nucleotides long. RefSeq lists its product as uncharacterized. Lineage: Eukaryota; Fungi; Mucoromycota; Umbelopsidomycetes; Umbelopsidales; Umbelopsidaceae. Gene Ontology annotation, cellular component: cytosolic large ribosomal subunit; ribosome. Gene Ontology annotation, molecular function: protein kinase activator activity; structural constituent of ribosome; ribonucleoprotein complex binding. Gene Ontology annotation, biological process: translational elongation; cytoplasmic translation. The record is from RefSeq and is a predicted model, not a curated record. The annotation marks the transcript as partial. The transcript has 2 exons.
UUGCGCCUAAUGUCUGCCGAAUUCGCGAUUGUCUACGCUGCUCUCAUCCUUCAGGAUGAUGGUAUUGAGAUCACUGCUGACAAGCUCUCUACUCUUGUCAAGGCUGCCGGUGUUGAAGUUGAGCCCGUCUGGUUCUCCCUUUACGCCAAGGCUCUCGCUGGUCAGGACCUCUCUGCUCUCCUCAUGAACAUUGGUUCCGCUGGUUCUGCUGCUCCUGCCGCUGCUGGUGGUGCUGCUGCCACUGGUGGUGCUGCUGAGGAAGCCGCUGCCGAAGAGAAGGAGGAAGAGAAGGAAGAGUCUGAUGACGAUAUGGGCUUCGGUACGUAA